This is a messenger RNA of Haemonchus placei, 294 nucleotides long. NCBI's taxonomy places the organism in Eukaryota, Metazoa, Nematoda, Chromadorea, Rhabditida, Trichostrongylidae. The record is from the annotation of a GenBank genome assembly.
CAGGCUCCUGAAGUUAUAGCGACACGAGUGUAUACGGCAAAAAGUGAUGUGUACUCGUAUGGGAUACUUCUUUGGGAAAUCUUCAAUUAUGGCCAAACCCCUUAUAAAGGAAUGGAUAACAAAACGGUCAGAGAAAAAGUGAUAUUUGACCCUAAAUUCCGUCCACCGACUGAUGAAACCCUUCCUCUUGCCGUCCUUAAAAUAAUGAAUACUUGUUGGAGGGCAGACCCCGAGAAAAGGCCAACGAUGGCUCGAGUUGUUCAGUACUUCAAAACGGCUGGUCCGGAGAAGUAA